This is a messenger RNA of Penicillium maclennaniae, 480 nucleotides long. RefSeq lists its product as uncharacterized. Bases 1 to 480 code for a protein of 159 amino acids. Lineage: Eukaryota; Fungi; Ascomycota; Eurotiomycetes; Eurotiales; Aspergillaceae. The transcript is spliced from 2 exons. The record is from RefSeq and is a predicted model, not a curated record.
AUGUUCUGUCUCCGGAGCUGGCUACCCCUCCUCUUCAUUCCUACGAACGCUUCGCCUCUCUUCAUCAUCUCCUUCGUCGCCCUCACCUACAUCAUCCACCGGCCUUGCAUCUACUGCUCAGCGCUCCUCCUCAUCCUCUUCGUCUCAUCCUGCCACUGGUCGGACCGGUGCAUCUUCGAUCUACGCAGCAACUGGUUUGCGCCGCGAUACACAUCUGAGCCAACCGAGUAUGGCAUCAUGUCCGGCAACGCCACAACCGCUGCGCCACUACCAGGCGACAGCUUGACAGGUUUCGUCUUUGACACCUUCAACUCGACUGCCAAGGCAUUGGCUGGAGCUGCUCUUGAAGGCGCCCAGCAGCGGCUCGGCGUGGAAACAAAACCCGCCGAGUGGACGGGUGUGGGCUUGGAAUGGUUGCGGAACCUGUGGGGGCGCCGCGAGUGGAUGCUUCCCUGCGUGGAUGUGAAAGUGCGUUUAUAG